This is a messenger RNA of Drosophila serrata, 1841 nucleotides long. It is a transcript of the gene Gpat4, whose product is annotated as Glycerol-3-phosphate acyltransferase 4. Gene Ontology annotation, cellular component: endoplasmic reticulum. Gene Ontology annotation, biological process: triglyceride biosynthetic process. Gene Ontology annotation, molecular function: glycerol-3-phosphate O-acyltransferase activity. NCBI's taxonomy places the organism in Eukaryota, Metazoa, Arthropoda, Insecta, Diptera, Drosophilidae. The record is from RefSeq and is a predicted model, not a curated record.
UAUCGGUAGUGUUCCGAUGUUUUGCCAGCACUAUUCAGAAGCAUUUCGCAAAUAAUUAAAGUCCAAAUGAAUCAAAUGUAAAAUGAUCAGCGCGAUAUUAAACAUACUUUGGCUUCCCAUUGGGGGAUUCCUAUCAUUUCUGAUAUUUAUUUCCGCCAUCAACAAAUCCAUCGGUGUGCGCAAAGCGUAUGUAAACCUGCUCCUAAGGAUAUUUGAGUACGGUCGUGUUAGUAUAGAGACAGCAUCCAAAGAAAAUCAACAAUAUUCCGUAAAUUGCAAGACUGACGACAAACAGGGAGUGCAACUGGUGGACGAUGCCGAUUCCAAGGAAGUUACCACAAACGGAGCUACAUUAAUAACCAGAGAUGCAGUGCUGCUGCCUCAACCUCAGGAACCUGGCCUAGAGAAGCCAGUCUCAUCCAAGAAGGAUGAAAUCAACUUUGAUUUUGAGAAAUGUCUGGACUAUGUCAAGUCGGGCGUAGAGGCCAUUAUUGAGGACGAUGUAACGUCCCGCUUCGAGGCGGAGGAGCUGAAGAGCUGGAACAUGCUUACCCGCACCAAUAGGCACCACGAGUUCAUUUCCUGGAAAAUAACUCUCAUCUGGAUGGUUGGCUUCUUUAUUCGAUACGUUUUUCUAAUGCCGCUUCGAGUAUUAGUUUGCUUCGUUGGUGUUUUAUUUGCAGUUUUUUCAAACUCGAUUGUGGCUUUGUUACCUUUUCGAUUUGUACGGCUUUCUUUAGCGAGCUUAUCGUUUAAAAUCACGUUUCGCCUUAUUUCAAGUUCCUUGUCAUCCCUUAUAAAGUUCCACAAUAAGCAAUAUAAACCCACAGUUUCUGGGUUCUGUGUAGCGAAUCAUACUUCUCCCUUGGACGUGGCGAUAUUAUCGACAGAUUGUACCUAUUCUUUGGUAGUGUGGUUAACUAUUUGCACGGCGGCCGUGGGCUAUCUGAAGGAUGGGCCCUGCAAGCGCAGACUUGUCAAUAAGGUCCUGGGCAUUUGUUUUGGCGUAUUGUCCAGUGCCAUAUCCGCGGUUAUAACUUACCACAAUGAGGAAAAUCGCCCGUCAUCUGGUAUUUGUGUCGCAAAUCAUACCAGUCCAAUCGAUGUGCUGGUCUUGAUGUGUGAUUCUACUUAUUCGCUGAUUGGUCAACGACAUGGUGGCUUCUUGGGCGUCCUGCAAAGAGCCCUAGCCCGAGCAUCGCCCCACAUCUGGUUUGAGCGUGGCGAGGCCAAGGAUCGGCACUUGGUGGCCGAACGGCUCAAGCAGCACGUUUCAGAUCCGAACAAUCCACCGAUCCUCAUUUUCCCGGAGGGGACUUGCAUCAACAACACCUCGGUUAUGCAGUUCAAAAAAGGCAGUUUCGAAGUUGGCGGUGUUAUCUAUCCGGUGGCCAUAAAAUACGAUCCGAGAUUCGGCGACGCCUUCUGGAACAGUGCCAAGUACUCGAUGAUGCAGUACCUCUACAUGAUGAUGACCUCGUGGGCCAUCGUGUGCGAUGUGUGGUAUUUGCCGCCAAUGUACCGGCAGGAUGGGGAGUCGGCGAUCGACUUUGCGAACCGCGUGAAGAGCGUCAUCGCCAAGCAGGGUGGCCUGAUUGAUCUGGUCUGGGAUGGACAAUUGAAGCGAAUGAAACCAAAGAAGGAGUGGAAGGAGAUCCAGCAAGUGGAGUUUGCCAAUCGGUUAAAGUCCGAUUCGACCUAAGUAAGCAGCUGCCACAGUGUACUGACUGUGGUUGUGUACAUUAUUUUGCUAAUUUGUAUUGCAGCGACUGUAAGUUGUAUAAAUUACGAUUAACUAUUGGAUGGUUUAAUAAAAGAUGAAGUCAAGUGUACAAUUAUAA